Saccharomycodes ludwigii is the source of this 2976-nucleotide messenger RNA. It is a transcript of the gene SEG1, whose product is annotated as Seg1p. Bases 1 to 2976 code for a protein of 991 amino acids. The transcript has a single exon. Lineage: Eukaryota; Fungi; Ascomycota; Saccharomycetes; Saccharomycodales; Saccharomycodaceae. The record is from RefSeq and is a predicted model, not a curated record.
AUGCUACAUCAGAGAAAAUCUAGGGAACCUGUUUAUUUGAGCAAUUCAUCAAACUCAGCUGCUGUUGCAGCUGCUUCGAUAUUGGGUAAAAGUUUGACAACAAACACUAAUACUAGUGGCCUAAACAGAAGAUAUUCAACAGCUUUUACACCACCUUCAUCAAGAAAUAAUUCACUUCAAUACUCAGCGGCUCUACUCAAUAAUAAUAAUAACGGAAAGAAAUUAAAUUCAUUAAGUUCGUCUCAUUCCAAUUUUAAAAGAAAAACUUCUGUUCGUAUGAAUAGUAUUAGUACCGUUGCAUCAUCUCCUGCUAAUUAUCCAGAUAACAAAUUAAAGAGGAGCAACAGUAUUUACUAUGACGCGCAAGACGCUUUUGAUAGUUUUGGAGGUCCUCAAGCGAAAGGUGUUCUAUUAAAAAACAAUGUCAAUACUUCUUCCAAUUCUAAUAAAUCAAAGACAAUAAAGAAAUAUGUUCCUAGUGGUCAUGGUUUGGUUUUAGUCGAAGUUAAUGUCGAGGAGGCUAAAAAACAAUAUCACAGAAAUUCAACCAUUGCCUCUGCCAUGCGAAAAACCUCCUCCUCAAUAAACUUGCGUUCCACUUUUAAUAAAAGCAACUGUCCUACCACCCGAUCAGGCAGCUUAACUAGCAAUAACACAUGUAAAAGGAAAAAUAGUGUUUUAAGAAGUUCCUCUUUGAUUGUAUCCAAAAAUAACGCACUGAAUGGUGGUAAGAAGGCUCCAAUAUUUACCGACCAAAAUCAGAGUUCUCAAGAUAAUAAUCUUAAACCCAAGGGUCUUGAAAUCCCAACUUUAAAUCAGUCUACAACUAAAGACCCUAGCGAUUUUUCUUCAAGUCUCGAGGAAACCGAAUCUACAUCUGCGGCUAAUUACACUGGAUAUGAUGUACUAGGUAUCAAUUUGGCAAGUAGUAUUGAAGAAGAUGUGAUAUUAGAAGAGCAAGAAUCACAAGAUGAAGAGCAACAACAGUUAACAAAAGAUAACAACUCAUUAGAAGGUCCGGCAGAAGAAGAGAUGGACAAAAAGAGUACUCCACAAGACGUAAAAUCAACAACUUUUAAAAUCAACCCAAUUAUCGUAGAGCAUCCUGAUCUUUCUCAACAAGAAACCACUGAAGAAAAUCCCAUAAUAAACGAAGAGCAUAUUAAGCCUAUAGGUGUUGCCUUGUCAACGGAUUCAGAAGUUGCUACAGAAAUGAAGACAGCCACCGGCGAAAAUAUAGGAGAUAUUAAACAGUACCAUAUUAAAGAUACGGAUGAAGAAACUGACUUAACUUUUGAUAAAGAACUGAUAGAAUAUAGACAAACUUUAAGUGACACUGCUGAUAUGCUUUUAAACGAUAAUUUUAUAGGGGAUAAUGGUAUCAGUACCAACACUUCCGACGACUCAAAAGAAGGUGGAAUUGCAAAGAAAGUUUCUUCUGGCAGUUUGAAGGAACCACUCAUUAGUGAUUUCCCUUUAUUUACCGCUAAAGACACUUUUACUAAUGAAGACCUAUCACCUAAAAAGAACUCUGCCACUAUGGCACAAUUGCUGCGUUCCAACAAUCCAUAUUUAACUAAGGAACAUUCCAAUACAAGCAGUACUAGUUCCAAACUAAAAAAAUCCAAUACAUUGUCAUCAAAUACAUCUUCCACAGAAACUUCAACUGCAACUACCCUAACUGAUGAUAGUUUGGGAGCUGUCCUAUUGUCUUCGCCCAUUUCCUCUUCUCGUUUAAAACUCGAUAAUAAUAAAGCCAAGAAUAACGUUCAACCUAGCAUGGAUAAUAUGAAAAAGCCUAUCAAAUCAGCUUUAAAAAAUUCCAGCUCGUUAAAUGCUAGGAAUAAUAAAUCUGUUACCAACGAGAGUGGGGUCUCUGCUGCAGAUGAUAUUUACCUAAGAUUGGCAACUGCCGAAAACACAAGGCUGAAUGCUCAAAUUACCGGUGGUAGCUGUGGUGAACUAUCAGAAAGUGGUUCACCCAUUAAAAAACGUGGAUCUGUCAUUGUACGGAAUAGUAUAAAAAGAAACCCAUCUUCUUUGAAAAAACCUGUUGAAGGUACUAGUGGUAGAAGUAAUAAUAUUAUUGAUAAAAAAAACCUUAAAGUUACGCCUACACAAAAAUCUAAACUAUCUUAUAAAACGCCACUAACUCAAGAAGAUACCAUAAAGUGGUUGGGUUCGGAAAAGAGAUCUAGUUUCGAAAGGGAACGUCCAGGGAGCAAUGGAUUUGGUUUCAAAAAAAUGUCUUUACGUAAUGAGGCAGAUUAUGAAAUUGCUAACCAAGAACUUAUGGGGGCUUCUGAAGGUGUUACUGGCGCCAAUAAUCCCGUCAGUACGAAUGGUCAACUUCAGCAUUUGGCAAACACUGCUGCAAUUAGUGGCACCUUUAAGAGCAGAUUUGAUUCUGAUUCUGAUUCCGAAUAUGAUAAAGCUUUUGGAAAUGCCACGGGUGGAGAAACUGUUUCCACAACGCCAAAGAAGAAAAUUAAGCAAGUAUUUGACUCAGAAUCACCCAACCCAAAAAUGACUGGAUUCAGUGGACUAUUUAAACGAGGUGGUAGCACUAAUGGCAAAAUAACUUCUCCAAAUAAGAACCAUAAUGGGGAUGGGUUUUUCACGCCGCCAAAGUUAUCCAGUUUGAUGAAAAUCUCUAGUCUUUCCUCUACUGGUCCAUCAUCUCAAGUUGUUGCCCCUGAUACUGUCCCUGCCAAUAAUAUACAGAGUGGUUCUCCUAUGAACACCACAGGUACUUUGAGAAACACUAAGGAUAGAAAGUCUGCAGUUACUAAUAAUGCAAAAGGUAUUGAUAACAUUAUUUCAAAUAACAAUAAUUUUGAGGAUAGUAAAAGUGUGAAACGUCAAAACAGACUUUUUAAUCAUCAAGAUGAAAUACGUGGUGAUAAAAAAAAAAAGAAAAACAAGUUUAGUGGGAAAUUAAAGAGUUUUUUUUCUAAACAUUCAGAGCAGUUGUAA